Messenger RNA from Catharus ustulatus (Swainson's thrush), 1947 nucleotides. RefSeq names its product autophagy related 4C cysteine peptidase (gene ATG4C). Gene Ontology annotation, molecular function: protein-phosphatidylethanolamide deconjugating activity. The record is from RefSeq and is a predicted model, not a curated record. NCBI's taxonomy places the organism in Eukaryota, Metazoa, Chordata, Aves, Passeriformes, Turdidae. The transcript has 12 exons. Bases 223 to 1602 code for a protein of 459 amino acids.
CCGCGGCCGGAGCAGCGCCGGGAGGCCGCGCGCUGCCCGGCGGCCCCGGGCAUGGCGGAGGCGGCUCCGUGAGGGCUCCUCAAAAAUGACCUCCGGCCGCUGCUCGCCCUCGUUGUUCCGUGUGGCUUUCGCUGAGUGUCGCCGCUGCCGCCCCGGGCGCCUUCAAGCAGCAGAACUGAAAGCCUCACAAGACAGCAAUGGCUUUUUCUCUAGAAUUUGAAUAUGGAGGCCACAGGGACAGAUGAAGUAGAAAAGAUCAAAUCAAAGUUUAUGUCUGCAUGGCACAACAUGAAAUACAGUUGGGUAUUGAAAACAAAAACUUACUUCAGUAGGAACUCUCCAGUCUUCCUGCUGGGAAAAUGUUACCACUUCAAAACUGAGGAAUCUGGGGAGCUCAGUACAGAUGGGUCCAAUUUUGAUCAAAUCAACACUGAGAUUUCGGGGAACGUCGAGGAGUUCCGCAGAGAUUUCAUCUCCAGGAUCUGGCUGACCUACAGAGAGGAAUUCCCUCAGAUCAAGGGCUCUGCUUUAACCACAGACUGUGGCUGGGGCUGCACGCUCAGAACAGGGCAGAUGCUGCUGGCUCAGGGUCUGAUGCUUCAUUUCCUUGGGAGAGCCUGGGUGUGGCCAGAAGCUCUGGACAUGGACAGCUGUGACUCAGAGUCCUGGACCAGCAGCACUGUGAGGAAGCUCACAGCCUCCCUGGAGGCAUCACUCACAGCUGAGAGGGACCCCAAGGUCCUGCCCCGGCCCCGGCGCCGCCCCAGCAGCAGGGCCUGGGAUGGCAGCGAGAUGAGGAAUGAGAUUUAUCACAGGAAAAUCAUCUCCUGGUUUGGGGACUCCCCUGUGGCAGCCUUUGGGCUGCACCAGCUCAUAGAGUACGGGAAGAAGUCUGGGAAGAUGGCAGGGGAUUGGUACGGGCCUGCCGUGGUCGCUCACAUCCUGAGAAAAGCUGUUGAAGAAGCAAGAGACCCUGAGCUGCAGGGAGUAACAGUCUAUGUUGCUCAGGAUUGUACAGUCUACAGCUCGGAUGUUAUUGACAGACAGUGCUCGUUUCUGGAUUCUGGGAAAGCAGGCACAAAAGCUGUAAUUAUAUUGGUUCCUGUGAGACUUGGUGGAGAGAGAACAAACACAGACUACUUGGAGUUUGUAAAGGGAAUUUUAAGCCUGGAGUACUGUGUUGGCAUUAUUGGUGGCAAACCCAAGCAGUCCUAUUACUUUGCUGGAUUCCAAGAUGACAGUUUGAUUUACAUGGAUCCUCAUUACUGCCAAUCUUUUGUAGAUGUCAGCAUAAAGGAUUUCCCUCUUGAGUCAUUCCACUGUCCUUCCCCCAAAAAGAUGUCAUUCAAGAAAAUGGAUCCGAGCUGCACAAUAGGAUUUUACUGUAGGACUGUGCAGGACUUUGAGAAGGCUUCUGAAGAAAUCACCAAGAUGCUGAAAUCUUCAUCCAAGGAGAAAUAUCCCCUGUUUACUUUUGUCAAGGGCCAUUCUAGAGACUAUGACUUUGCUUCCAGUCCACUCCAUGAAGAAAAUGACCUUUUCUCUGAGGAUGAGAAGAAAAGACUGAAGAGAUUUAGUACAGAGGAGUUUGUCUUGCUUUAAGGACAUUUUACACAAGAGCACCGGCAGCUGUCCAGGAGAACACUUGCCUUUUAACUAUAAAAAGUACCUGAAUUCCUCCCCAAAAAGGCAAGCCUGUGCUGAAAUUGGUCUAUUUUCAUAAAGAUGAUAAUGUUUUAUAUGUUAAAAGUCUUUAAGAUGUCAGUUACUAAUGUAUGUACUAAUUAUUUUUGCUGGCUGGAGGAGUUUGUGCCGCUGUGGUGGUGAGGGAGAAGCUUUGCUCAGAGCCAGGUGUGCUGCAGGGCCUGGCAGCCCCAAAUCCCAGUCCCUAAACCCCAAAUCUGUGCCCUCCUGAGCAGGGCUGCCAGGUGGGGCUGGGCUUUGCCA